AUGAGCGCUCUGUUGUGGAGGGCGUUUUACUUCGUGUCUGCCGCCACCAUCGUGUCUGGCCAGCUGACUUGGGCCACAACCGAGUACCUUUUCACUUUCGGUGACUCCUACACUACUGAUGGAUACAACAUCUCGGCCGGCGUGAACUCGCCUAACCCUGGUUAUACAUCGUCGAACGGCCCUAACUGGGUUGAGUACCUUGGAGGAACAUACAACGUCACAGACACGAAGGUUUUCAACCUCGCAUCUGGGGGUGCGACCAUCGACGCGGCGCUCGUCGCUCCUUACGAACCUACGGUUCUUUCUAUCGUUGAUCAAGUCACGCAGUUUGAUGAAUAUUUGGCUUCCAAGCCGGCAGGUGCAGAGUGGAAUAGCUCAAACAGCCUCUUCGCGAUCUGGAUUGGCAUUAACGAUGUCGGGAAUUCUUACGGCUGGACGAACGUCACGUCGUUGCCUUUGUUCUACACUGAACUGAUGGACCGUCUCUUUGAACAGGUAGAAACCCUGUACCUCGACGGCGCCCGAUCAUUCCUUUUCAUGACCGUGCCGCCCACCAACCGCGCACCACUGCUGCUAGAACAGGGUUUUGAGGCGGUUGAAAAAAUCACUGGAGCGCUCGCCAAUUACAACGGGCAGCUGACGCAAUACGUCGACACCUUCCAAGCGACACACCCUGGCCUCGACCAGGUGACGCUGUUCGACACCCGUCCGAUUUUCAACACGCUGCUGGAUAACGCGCCCACCUUCGGAUAUUACAACGUCACGGGCUACUGUGCCGCCUAUGAAAACGGCACCCCCACCAUCACGACUUAUGAGCCGCCGUGUGCGCCGGUGACAAAUUAUUUCUGGCUGAACACGUUGCACCCGCUGUGGACGGUCCAUAAUGUGCUCGCACACUCCAUAGCAACUGUGCUCAGCAGCUACACCUAUCUGAAUGUGUAG
Sparassis crispa is the source of this 942-nucleotide messenger RNA. RefSeq names its product Acetylesterase. Bases 1 to 942 code for a protein of 313 amino acids. The record is from RefSeq and is a predicted model, not a curated record. The transcript is spliced from 10 exons. Lineage: Eukaryota; Fungi; Basidiomycota; Agaricomycetes; Polyporales; Sparassidaceae. Gene Ontology annotation, molecular function: hydrolase activity, acting on ester bonds.